Messenger RNA from Adineta steineri, 900 nucleotides. The record is from the annotation of a GenBank genome assembly. NCBI's taxonomy places the organism in Eukaryota, Metazoa, Rotifera, Eurotatoria, Adinetida, Adinetidae.
AUGACAUCGAAAAAUGAUCGAUUCUUUGAUCCAAAAGAUGGAACAUCUGCAAAUGUACCAAUUAUACCUAUAAAUGCAGAAGUAUUCCGUGGAAAACGACCAUUCGAUGCUAAAGUUUUAGUUGGAAAUUGGUAUGAAAAUCGAUUCAAGUUCAAAGAUUCAGGUCAUCGAUCAAAACCAUUUCAUCAAAUUGCUUAUCCAACACAUGUUGGAUCUGUGCCUGAUACUGUAUUCAGACGUAGAGCACUUGGAUCAAAAGAACAACGACUUGGACGAUUGAUUCUUGAUCAUCAUGAUAUUGAUUCUCAAAAACAACUCAUCAGCAGUUAUGAUGAACAAUACAAUAAACGAGGAGCUUAUGGCGAACAUCAAGAUAAUUCAGAAAGAAAAUGGGCAGUACCAGAUAAUCAUUGGUUACCUGAACGUAGUGAUCAUCCUCUUGAAAAUACACCUACAAGUUGGGGUUUAGUCGAAAGAAAACGUGCACAAACUCAGUUUCUUCAACGUCAACGUACAAUGCCUGAUUUAAGUGAAUAUACGAAUCGUUAUAUACCUCAUCGACCAGAAGAAUAUUCAUCACCAAAAUAUGUUGGUAUACCACGACUAUAUUCAUCAACAGUUGAACGUACAAAUUCAUUGAAUAAUAAUAUAUAUAAUCGUUCAACAUCACUAUAUAAUCGUGGAAUACCACCCGCUAUUGAUAUAACUGAUAUUGAUCAUGUAUAUUCAUUACGACGACAUGCAAAUGUACCACGAUCUUGUUUUUAUCCAGAAUCUGUAUCGAAACAUACUGAACAUAGACUACAACGACAUACUUCUUGUCUAACUGAAUCAAUGAAAAUCACAGGACCACUGACAUCAUCCAUGGAACAAAUGCAUAUUCAAGAACAAAUUGCUUGA